UUCAUUCAUUUUAAACACACACACCACAGGUCGAACGAGGAGCAUACACACCGUAACCGAACCGAAAUAAUAUCGAUAAGUUGCUAUAGUACGAUUUUGUAUGAUUUAAUAGAUUGCUUCUGCAAUGAUUUGCUUAUCCCGUCUGGCCGUAAUAAAUCUGGGCACCGUUUGGCGCCGAUCUGCAUCGUCGGAGGAGUCCGAUACCAAAGCCAAGGUGAAAGCACCUGUGACUUCAAGGGACUUCCAGCGACCCCUUACACUGCACACAAGAAGGGGUUACAUCAAAUGGUUCAAGAGGUCUUCCCGCUCCUUGCAGGGCAGAAUGUCCUCCCAUUAUCCAAGGAAUUAGAGAUCUGAUCCUCCGAGGAGCAGAUCCCAUUAACAGCAAGCGACGAUUGGCAAUUAAAACUGCAUCUGGUGUGGAGAUUAGCUCACGUCGCGGUCUUAUUAGUGACCCAUUUAUUUUUUAGUUUUGUUUUCGAAGCCGCUCAGCUGGGAGCCGGUUGUGCCGGCCAAGUUGCGAAUGUUGGUCAGUGGAGCGACAGCCACUGCUGGCCUGGCCUGGUAAAUGGCCGCUUUUCCAGACUCGCUUUCAUCGUUUUUUCCAGGCUUUUAUCUCUGGCCACAGGCAAAUUAGUCAAAUGGUAACAAUUAUAUAAUAAUCUAGUUAUAUUCGGACACUAUGCCGCUGCUUCACCGAGUGUGUCCCGGCGAGAAGUGGGCGUUGCAUCGGGCUGCCUUUCACUUUUUCUGGAUCGGAUCAAACCAGGCCGGACCGGGCAUGGCCAGCUGUGCCAGGAUAUAUAUCAAGCGGCACGAUUAUACAAUGCUUCGAUGCUGGAUCGGCACGUAAUUAGUUGCCGGGGACGAAAAUAAAACUACACAGAACCAAAUAUAAUGUACUAAUGUCAUAA
This is a messenger RNA of Drosophila serrata, 914 nucleotides long. RefSeq lists its product as uncharacterized. The record is from RefSeq and is a predicted model, not a curated record. Lineage: Eukaryota; Metazoa; Arthropoda; Insecta; Diptera; Drosophilidae.